ACGUUCGCCUUCGUGCUUUUGCGGCGUAGAACAGAACAUGUUUCACACCUGAUAGAUGAUCUAAUCUUGAGAAACAUAUAGAUCUUCUCGGAGGGUUGUUCGAUUAAUCAACCAUCUUCUAAUCAACAGGUAAGCUCCAGGGGUCGGAAGUCUUGGCCGACGGGAGCCGAGUGCUUUGUCAGGUGUUAUGUGAUUCCGCCGUAAGCAGCGGGACCAACGUCAUAGGCUGUCCCCGCCAUUGGUUCUCCAGCAAUAUAGUUCUGGUCCUCGAUGGCUACUUAAUUCCUGACACCACCACCCCUCCCUUCAACCCCUUCCCAUGUCUCGUCUUUUUUCUGCACUGCGUCGAACCCAACAAAUCUCGCAGUUGAUCACCCAACCCAGAAUCCUCACAUCCUACAGAAACUCCGUCAGCCCCGCACAGCUCCUCCCCUCUUCAACGCGCAGCAUGUCGACUGGUAAUGCCGAUAAGAUCACCGACUGGGUCAGUCGCAAUGACAAAUCGGGCGAGUUCAAACGCCAGACUUCAGCCUUCCGCAAUUGGAUCUCUAGAGAGCCAGGCGCGGAAUUCCCCCCGGAAAAGGGCCGUUAUCAUCUCUAUGUCUCCUAUGCUUGUCCAUGGGCGCAUCGCACAUUGAUCACCCGGAAGCUCAAGGGUCUGGAAGAUUUUAUCUCCUUCACAUCCGUGCACUGGCACCUGGGCGAGAAAGGCUGGCGCUUCGUGACCUCAGACGAGAAACUUCCCGGAGAAAACACCACCCCAGACCCAUUACACUCUGAUGUCACCCACCUCCGGGACAUUUACUUCGCCAACGACCCAGACUACGCAGGCCGAUUCACCGUCCCAGUUCUAUACGACAAAAAGACACAACGUAUCGUAAGCAACGAGAGUGCCGAGAUAAUCCGCAUGCUCUACUACGAAUUCGACGACCUCCUCCCCUCGAACUCUUCCCAAAAGCUUCUCGACCUCUACCCAACCAAGCUUCGCAGCCAGAUCGACACCUCGAAUGAAUGGAUCUACAAUGAUGUCAACAACGGCGUCUACAAGUCCGGCUUCGCAACCACCCAAGAAGCCUACCAAAAGAACGUGACGACGCUCUUCUCCUCCCUCGACAAGAUCGAAGAACACCUUCAGAGCAAUGCCUCGCCGUACUUCUUUGGUUCAGCGCUCACUGAAGCGGAUAUCAGGCUUUUUACGACGAUCGUCCGGUUUGACCCCGUGUAUGUGCAGCAUUUCAAGUGCAAUAUCCGUGAUAUCAGGUCCGGGUAUCCUGCUAUUCAUCUCUGGCUGAGGAAUUUGUAUUGGGAUAUUCCGGCGUUCCGGGAGACGACAGAAUUCGAGCAUAUCAAGUUUCAUUAUACGAAGAGUCAUACGCAGAUUAACCAGUUUGCGAUUACACCUGUUGGCCCGGUGCCGGAUAUCUUGCCGAAGGAUGAGGAGGUUAGGGCUGUUGCUGCCGUGAAGAAGUAAUGUGGAUAAUGGAAGGAAUUUCUUUCUGCACGAUAUGUCGAUGACUAACUCUUGGAUGGCCGACGAGCUGUAAAUGAAAAUGAUUAUGCUUUUGUUUUAGUAAAAAUAUGUUCUAAGUCACUGCGGUAAAUGG
Aspergillus pseudonomiae is the source of this 1604-nucleotide messenger RNA. Its product is annotated as glutathione S-transferase family protein. Gene Ontology annotation, molecular function: glutathione transferase activity. Gene Ontology annotation, cellular component: cytoplasm. The record is from RefSeq and is a predicted model, not a curated record. The transcript has 5 exons. Lineage: Eukaryota; Fungi; Ascomycota; Eurotiomycetes; Eurotiales; Aspergillaceae. The coding region runs from base 320 to 1471 and encodes 383 amino acids.